AGGGCCCCGAGGAACCAUUCCAAGACUUAUAAGGUCCCCCGUCGACCUUUCGAAUCCGCUCGUCUCGAUGCCGAGCUGAAGCUCGCAGGUGAAUACGGCCUCCGCAACAAACGCGAGAUCUGGCGUAUCGCCCUCAUCCUCUCCAAAAUCCGUCGUGCCGCCCGUGAGCUCCUCAAACUCGACGACAAGGACCCCAAACGUCUCUUCGAGGGUAACGCCCUCAUCCGCCGUCUCGUGCGCAUCGGUGUGCUGGACGAGUCCCGCAUGCGUCUCGAUUACGUGUUGGCCCUCAAGAUUGAAGAUUUCUUGGAGAGAAGGCUGCAGACUCAGGUUUUCAAGAGUGGUUUGGCUAAAUCCAUCCAUCAUGCUCGCGUGUUGAUCAGGCAAAGACAUAUCCGCGUCGGCAAGCAAAUAGUCAACGUCCCUUCAUUCGUCGUCCGACUUGACUCGCAAAAACACAUCGACUUUGCUCUUACUUCGCCUUAUGGUGGAGGUCGCUCCGGUCGCGUUAAGCGUAAGCGUGCUGCUGCCGCUGCCAAGAAGGAGGAAGGUGGUGACGAGGAGGAGGAAGAGUAA
Laccaria bicolor S238N-H82 is the source of this 576-nucleotide messenger RNA. RefSeq names its product 40S ribosomal protein S9. Gene Ontology annotation, cellular component: cytosolic small ribosomal subunit. NCBI's taxonomy places the organism in Eukaryota, Fungi, Basidiomycota, Agaricomycetes, Agaricales, Hydnangiaceae. The record is from RefSeq and is a predicted model, not a curated record. The annotation marks the transcript as partial. Gene Ontology annotation, molecular function: structural constituent of ribosome; rRNA binding. Gene Ontology annotation, biological process: translation; positive regulation of translational fidelity. The transcript has 4 exons.